Molecule: messenger RNA, 4554 nt
Organism: Parasteatoda tepidariorum (common house spider)
Lineage: Eukaryota; Metazoa; Arthropoda; Arachnida; Araneae; Theridiidae
Source: RefSeq, a predicted model, not a curated record
CCCCUUUAUAUCGUCGGCUCUUCUUUCUACUUCACUCUUUAUUUUUGUGAUUAGUGUAGUUUAUGUUGUUUAUGCUAUAGAAUAAUGUAAUGUCUUUUUAUUCUAAGUCUUUAUUCUGUAUUGUUUGGUCAUUAAAUUGUUUUACUUAAAUUCCUAUUUAUAUUAGAACUGUUUUAGCAUGCUGAAAACUUGCUUCAUAAACACAUUGUGAUCAAUUCUUUUGUCUGGAAGAAUCGAAGAUGCGCAAGAUGAAAAAGAAAAAUAAUUCUUUAAUCGGUGGUCUUUAAAUUAAAACAAUUUUCUUCCAUAGUAUUUGAUGGUGAAAUUUCGAUUGCUUGAAAUUCUCCUUCCCAUUUUGUACUCAAAGAAAUGCCAUUAAUAUUGGACGCACUUACUUAUUAUGAUGAUGAUUCAGAUUUUGGAGAAAUGGAAGGCGAGUCUUCUGGUUCACACGAAUAUCGAGAAAUAAUUCUGCAGCAGAGUGUCACAAUGUUGGCCUACAUGGAUAGGGCAAACAAUGUUUCUGCUCUGCCCUCAAAUAGUUCAGAGCCCGGAAUGCUUCUUGGUUUCGCAAUCACUGAUCUCACCAUUCUAGUAGCUGCUUCCAUAGGAGCGGCUGGUUUAAUAACCAUAGUUUUAGCUGUUUUUAUUGUAUGGCAUUGCUGCAAAUUAAGAGGUCGACCAGACAAGGCUUAUUGUUUGGAUAAUUCAAGUGCUGAUGAAUGCUCAAUUAAACAAGGAAGUGGUACAAUGAUGCAUAGUGAUUCUGUUGUGUUCUUGGGUUCAAAAUCUAGUCAGAUUGCAACAUGUGCAAUAGGAAUUAAAAACGAUCUUUGCCAGUCGAUUCUUACUCGAUCUCAGUCUGUUCCUUUGAAGGAGGGAAAAGAACCUUCUAAAUUGCAUUCCAUUAACAGACAGUCAUCAAAGAAAAGACCUGUCAGCCAACCUGUCCACCUACCAAUAUUUCAAUCCAAUCUCUACUCUCCAAAACGAGCACAUUCAGUCCAUCCUCAUUACUAUCAUCACUUGGAGGAUGCGGCCGAACUAUCCAUGCCACUUCCCAGCAUUCCUGAAAUGGCAUUCAGAGGUUCUGAUGACACACCACCUCAAGUCCUAUAUGCCUCUUGCAAUGCCUUAGAUGGUGCAUCUGCAUAUAGCUCUAUUUACACUGCUGUUAACCCAAAUACUACGAUGAAAACUAGAAGUCUCCCUCUUUGGGGAAGGGCACGUCCUCGCCCUCUUUCUACAGAAGACGAUGUUAAUGAAUUAUAUGCUAAGGUUAGCUUUAGUAAAAAGCGUAAGAACAGAAUGCGAAGCGACAGUGCUGCUGCCAUCGCCAUGAACAAAAGUCGUACACCCUUUGUGACCGUCGUCCACAAGGACACAGAUUCCUUAGUGGAGAAUGAAGCUGUUGUCGUUUAUGACGAGCGAACAGCAUUGUAGCAAUACUAUUAUUUGGAAUUUUAUCAAAUAUUUUGCUGUGCAGUGCUAUCAAUGUUAUAAUGUAUUCGAAAGGCAUUUAUAUAUUAGUAUUAUAUAAUGUUCAUAAAAUUAGUGUGAAUUGGUGUAAGUUUUCUAAAAUAUGUUUCUUCUUUUAAUUGAGGCUUUUAUAUAACUGAUAAUAUUGUGUAUUUAAGGCUGUUGUACCUUAAUGCUAAAAGUUCUAUCCCUAAUUAUAUAAAUUCCAUACAAAAAUGAAGUUAAAAAAAAAAAAUUCAUAAUCAAAAUAAGAUCAUAGGUUUUUUAAAAAUUGCUUAACGGCUUCCCUUACCAAUUGUUUUGAGAUAAAAGAAUAAACAUAUUUUUUUUAUUUCUUUAAUAAAUACAAGGAACUAAAAUAAUGCACAAGUUUUAAGUUGAAAUUUUAAUUUUUUAUGUGUAAAAAAACAUUUAAUUAGCCAUCUGGUUGACUAUCCCUAAUUAUAUCCGGCAAAUGAAAAAAGUUAAAUAUUAGCUUUUGAAAGAUUGUUUUUAAAACAAGGGACAACGCAAAGUGAUACAUUUUUUUACUCUUUAUUAUGUAGAUUCAACAACUAUUGUAUAUACAAUCGCACAAAACACGCGUGCAGUCCCACAAUCAAACAUUAAAGCUGCCUAUCGUUUUUAAAAAGUGCUUGUUAUUUUCAUUUUUUAACAGCCCUUAAAGGUGCUUUUUUCAUUGAGUGUUUUGAAAAAGUGCUUAAUUUUCCCUAUUCGAAAGUUAGAUUUUUUUUCUUAACCAUUUCAAUUUUCGUCGUGUUGUAAGCAAAAGUGUGCUUUUCACAUUGUUCUAUUCUAUGUUUUAACAAUUCAUUCGACCACAAUGGCUUACGUUCGGUCUAUAGCAUUUAAAUGUGCCAAUUAUUUUACAUGUUUAAUAAAAUACUUUGGAUUCCACAGGUGCAUCUACUGAACUGGGUUCAAUGAGAUUAUUGCUCUCUCAUGUUGCAAGAUAUUCUCAAUUUCAGACUUCAUUUUCCCCCCUUUGAUAUCGAACCAAAAUAUCUCUUGAUAAUUUUAUGAUGGCUAAUAUAAUCACGAAAAGAGUUCCUAGUCAGAAACUAGUUAUUUUAUCAUGAUCAUGUAAAGGUUUUGAAAAUUGUUUUGCAUUUUGUUAAUGUAUAUAGUGCUUAAAAAUAUUUUUUAAGUGCUAAAAAAGUACUUAAAAGGUGUUUAUUUUUUGUUGAAAGAUUUGGCCUAGCACCCUGUUUUAUAUUUCACCCAAAUGACUUUAAACUUUCAAGAUUUUUUUUUACUGCAGGUUUAAUUUGUCCUAAUAAUUUAUUACAUACUUUUUUUUUUUUUAUAGAAAGUGAAUUUGAAGUUAACAUUAAGGUUCCAGGUUCUAUUUUUCUGUGUUAAACUUAUUUCGAACAGAAAGUGAACACGAAGGUUAAACUAGCAUUAAGUGUAUUAACAGUCUUAAAUUAUUAAAAGGACGUCAUACCGUGGGAGAAAAUUUUUCUCUCAAAUUCUCUUUCUCCUUCAUUAUUAAUUUAAAGUGUAGAAAAAGUGAGUUCAAACAAACCUAGAGUAACCCAUGAAGUUUUAAAUACUGAAAAGAAAAUUUUAAAAUAUGCAAAUGAAAAUAAAUUAUGAGAUGAUAAUUAAUACACAAUGAAGAAGCUCUCUUCGAAUAAUUUGUUUGCAAUUUAAUAUUUUUUCAGCAAUUGAAAUUUUAUGACAAACUCUAGUUUUGCCUGAACUUACUUUUUCUUUCUUUUAAAUUAGUAAUGAAGAAGAAAGAGAAUUUGUGACAAAAGUUUUCUUCCGUGGUAUUGCGUCCUCUUAAGACCAUUGUAAAAUUCAUACGUCCUAUUAAAAUAUUUAUAAUAAAAUAUAAUAGUUAACUAGAGUCUACUUUUUCGAUCUUUUUUAGAAGCAAAUAUUUUUCCUAAUUAUUCAUUUUUUGGUAAUGAUGUAAAAUAUUAAUAGAAAUAAUUUUUGAUGUGAUUUUUUGUAUCAUCUAAUAUAUUCUAUAUACUAAUCUUAUUGUUAAACUAGUCAUUUAUUACUCAUAAGAUUGAAGGAAUCUGUGAUAUUUCUGAUUUAUUAACUUUAAAAAAUUACAUUAGUUUCCAAUUCAUUUUAAAAGUAAAAUAGGUAUAUUGUAUAAAUUUUGUUAGUGAGGAAUUGUUCUAUAAAAAGCUGACAUUUCUAUUUAAGUAUUUGUUAUUUAGCUAUUUUUUUUAAAUUCAUUUUUAAAAAAAAAGUUAUUCCAUAGAGAGGUCAAUUAAUCAAUUGUGACAUUGCUUUUUACAAUGCAAUGUAUCCGCAUUUUGUUGCUAACAACAAUAUUUUUAGUGUAAAAGAGUUAAACAACUAAAUAUUAACCCACUUUAGGCCAAGCAUAUAGAUUUUAAAAAUGUGGUAUUAUUUUCAUUAAAAUAUGCUUACAUUAUAUUUAUUAAGACUUAAAAAAAGUGAUAUUUUAUUUAAGAAACAAAAUGGUGCACCAUUCACCAAAUCAAUCAACAAACCAUUUAGAUGAACGCUUGUUUUUUUAUUCUUAUGAAAUUUGUUAUUUGUGGUACAAUUUUAAUCAAUCAUAAAAACAAAAGAUUAUACAUUUUAGUCAGAAGAAAAAAUUUUUUUAGAAAAAAUUAUACAUUUUUCAAACAUUUUUAUUUGCCAAUAGCUGUUUUAAGUUUAAAAAAGUUCUCGACAGAAAGUGCUUACUCCAAUUGAAUUACUAUUAAUUUUUAGGUGUCUUAAGAACCCUUGACAAUAGCUGAAAAAUAUAUGUCACUUUGUUAAUAAAAAAAUAUAUAUUUAUUGUAAUGGUGCGUUUGUGCACCUUUGGCCAAAAAUGAGUUAAUCUCGUAUAAUUAUAAAAAAAGCAGGAAAGGAAAAAGAAAAGAAAAAAAUACUUAGCUACAGUAUAAUUUAUUGUGUUACAAGUUCUGUGUUGUAUUAUUUAAGGAAUGUAGAUCUCAUUGACUGCUUUGUCAUCAUUUUUUAGCAUUUAAGUUGAAUGUUAAGAUCUUCUUGUACAUUAUAGUCAUUUUCCUGUAUACUGACAUUCAAUGUAUCUUUUGCAAACAUUUCAAUUAACAAUAAAAGUAAAUACGUCUA